Tachysurus vachellii is the source of this 1647-nucleotide messenger RNA. Its product is annotated as transmembrane protein 236. NCBI's taxonomy places the organism in Eukaryota, Metazoa, Chordata, Actinopteri, Siluriformes, Bagridae. Bases 1 to 1251 code for a protein of 416 amino acids. The transcript has 4 exons. The record is from RefSeq and is a predicted model, not a curated record.
AUGGGUUCAGGGAGCAGAAUUAAGUUUGCCAUUUGUGAAGUACUGCAGUUUGCUGCAUUCUGUGUACCAUUUUUCAUUGUGAUGCAGCGCUUUGCCUUCAUCCUAGCACAAGCGAAGAGGCAGAUGCAGCCCUCUGGUGGAAACUCUAGCAUGGCUUACUGGUUGAUCGUGACUUCGUCUGUUGCCUAUCUGACAACUGUGGCACUUUUGGUGUGGCUGCCAAUUAAAUACAUGGUGUUCAUGAAGAAGAAAGCCCUGGUUGGGAGAAAGAAGUGGAGACCUGUUGCUCUGGCUUAUGUGCUGCUCUCCACACUACCCACCUUUGCAUUCCUAAUAGCCAGUUCUGAGGUGCAGAUUAGAAAUAAUAUGCAGUUUGAUACAUUCCCUGAGUUACCUGUGUCUUUAGUCCUAUUUUCACUCAUCCUAGUUGACAUUGUGGAAAGAAUCCGUCACUGCAGACUCACUGGACGGGUUAAUGAAGUACACCGAAAUGCAGACAUCCCAACCCUUAGCCACAUUGAGAUGAUGAUGCCAAUAGCCACUACAGCCACUGUGCCAUCUCCAGCAGCAGCAAGUACUAUUAUGGGGCAAAUACAAAAUGGCGCAAGGGCAACUAAUGGGCACACAACAAGGAUACCUGGAAGAACUGCAAUUACAGGGUUAUCAGGCAACGGUAUGGUUGGUGGGUUGCCUGCCAAUGGGACAAUUACCGGGAUUCCAGUCAACACAACUGGUCCAGCUGUGCCCAACAUUGGAGCAGUUCCAGUACUGUCAACCAAUAACCAGAGGCAACCAUAUACUAUACCUGGGAUUUGUCCAAGCACUAGCCUUCCAUUAGGAAAUUUGGAAUAUGGCUCUGCAUACACAGGGCCACUUCACUUUUUGCUAGCAAGCGAUGUGCGUGCUGAAGCUUUUGCUGAUAGCUUCCUGUUUUGGUUGGACACAGCUGAAAUGGUGCGAGUUGUAAAUCACACCUCUGUCUACUUCUCAGGUUGGGCUUUACCAGUGUACCUCUUAAGCUAUCUUUCAAUGCUGCGACUGGCUCUAAUGCCCCACAGUCCCCUUCUCUCACCACUGGGGGUGGCCCUACAGGACCUCCCCUUCCUUGUUUUAAGAGUGGCCCUUCUAGCCAUUUUUGGGUUUGUCACACCAAUCCUGUUUGUGAUGAAGAACUUCUUGGUGUGUUUGGCUUACAUUUACUUUAACUUCAUGACCAAGCUUAAAGUUUUCAACACUGAGAGGAUGUUCUGACUGGGCUCAUAUGUAAAGAUACAUUGAACUGAACAGCAGAAGAAAAUAAAAUUAUACUGACUAUUAUAGUCAAUCUGAACUGCCGUAAGGCUGGAUUAGAAAUGGAUCUGCUUUCAUAUCACACAAUUUAUGUAGUAGAUACGGUGCUGUUGCAUAUAUUGUCAUUACAAAAAACAAAAAUGACAUUAAUACUAUGUUUUCUCACUAACUUAAUGAAUGAUUUAAUGUAUUACUAUAAAGAAUUGGCAGUUCCAUAAGAUUUGUGUUUUGUAAGAGACAUAACUGAAAUCCUAUUUGUUGCAUUUUGUUUGUUUCAAAUGAUAUAAGUUUAUUCAUAUUUCAUGUUACUUUAUCUUAAUUUUCAUGUAGAUUAAACAUUUGUACACGAAUAGAUGC